Molecule: messenger RNA, 843 nt
Organism: Mixia osmundae IAM 14324
Lineage: Eukaryota; Fungi; Basidiomycota; Mixiomycetes; Mixiales; Mixiaceae
Exons: 3
Coding region: 1-843 (280 amino acids)
Biological process (GO): fatty acid beta-oxidation
Cellular component (GO): mitochondrion
Molecular function (GO): enoyl-CoA hydratase activity
Source: RefSeq, a predicted model, not a curated record
AUGGCAAAAGUGCAUGCUCAGCUCAAGACAGGCGAGCUCCUAGCGACUUUUGCAAGCGAGCACAUCGUCCUAGCCACCCUCAACCGUCCACGAGCCAUGAACGCAAUGCACGACGCACUCGAGGCCGACCUCACUGCUCUCUUUGACUGGACAGAGCAAGAGGCGAGCGUGUGGUGCGUCGUCCUCACCGGCGCGGGCAAGGCAUUUUGCGUGGGACAAGAUCUCAAAGAUUGGCUUAAGAGAUCGCAUGACGGAGCGCCGAGACCCUUCAAGCCGCACGGCUUUGGCUCACUGUCGCGUCGUCGCCUGUCGAAGCCACUCAUCCUUGCCAUCAAUGGUGCAUGCCUGGGCGGAGGCUGCGAGAUCCUCGUCAACAGCGAUCUCGUCGUCGCCUCUCGAAAGGCCAUCUUCGGGUUCCCGGAAGUCUCGAGAGGCGCCGUUGCGGCUCAGGGAGGUAUCCCUCGCCUCAGCCAGCUUUGCGGUCACAUGCUGGCUAGCGAGCUGCUUCUGACAGGCAAGAUCAUCACUGCACAGCAAGCGCACGAUCGCUUUCAUCUCGUCAAUAUCCUCGCAGAACCAGGUCAAGUCGUAGAUAAAGCGCUCGAGCUGGCUUCCCAGAUCGUAUCCGCUUCGCCUAGCGCCGUUCAGGUAACGAAGCAGUCUUUAGAGAGUAGCCGAAUAGGAUGCGGAGGAGUAGAGAAAGCUACAAUCCGCGGGACAUCAUCCGAGGAAAGCAAGGCAUUGUAUGUUGGCGCGAAUCUCAAAGAAGGCUUAGCAUCAUUCGCACAGCGACGCCCUCCGAGAUGGUCGAAUCCCGAGUGGCAGAAAUCUUCCAAGCUGUGA